AUGUCCCAUUAUAUUAAAAGAGUUACAUUCUCUACGUUGGCUUUUGCCACUGGAUUUACAGCUUUCGCUCGUGUUUGGCCUGAAAACUCAAAAGAAUUAAACACAAGAAGAAUAACUGAACAAAAAGCUGAAAUCUUGGAAUCAAUUAAAAAAUCACCAAAUUAUAUUCAACUAUUACGCAAUGAAGAUUAUACUGGUGAUGUACAUUCAUCAAGAAUACCAAGAUUACAUCAAUCAAAUCAUGUUUCUCAAGGUUUAUUAUUUGGUCCUCAACAUUUAGAAAUUGAUCCAUUAGUUUUCACAAAUGAAAAAGAUAAAGAAUUACAAGCUUAUUAUCAUUUAGGGGAAAGAUUAACAAGUUAUGAUGGUAAUAUUCAUAAUGGUGUUAUCUCUACGAUAUUAGAUGAAUUACUUUGCUUUUGUGGAUUCCCAGAAUUACCAAGUAAAAGAGGUGUUACUGCAAAAUUAUCAAUUGAUUUUAAUCAACAUGUUCAACCAAAUACAACUGUAUUAUUAAAAGCCAAAGUUAAAGAAGUAAAAGGAAGAAAAGUCAUUAUUGGUGGUCAUAUUGAAACUUUGGAUCCAAAUCCAAUCAUUAUUGCAAAUGCUAAUUGUGUCUUGGUUGAACCAAAAUGGUUUAAAUAUUUUAAAUGGGCAAGUUUAUUUUAG
This is a messenger RNA of Hansenula ciferrii, 669 nucleotides long. It is a transcript of the gene MRX3, whose product is annotated as Mrx3p. NCBI's taxonomy places the organism in Eukaryota, Fungi, Ascomycota, Saccharomycetes, Phaffomycetales, Wickerhamomycetaceae. The record is from RefSeq and is a predicted model, not a curated record. The coding region runs from base 1 to 669 and encodes 222 amino acids. The transcript has a single exon.